UAGAAGUGUCUAAUUAUUACGUACAUAACCUUACUAUUUAAUUUUUAAAUAAGAAUUGUGGUUGUGUGAUUUUAUAACAUAAGAAAAAUAAUAUUUGGAAUGGCUUCCAAACAAUUAUUUAGUGUAUUUAGUAAGCUAGUUAUAUCAACUAACAGUUUAAACAUCGCGAGACCAAUAUGUACGACCAGUUCGAAAUUAAGAGAGGUCGUUAACAGAAAGGAAAUGCUUAAGACAGUCCCUGCCAUGGACGAAGGCACUCAAGGAGAAAAAUCGGUUGAAAUCGAUUACGGAUUGAAUAAGCACGAAUUAUUUCCAACAGCGGAGACUCCUAACAAAUUAUUCAAUGGAAUUCCUUUUAAAGAUAUACCUAUAUUUCAUAUAAAAGUAUCUAAAAACAACACUCUAAUAGCGCUUACAGAUGCUAAAGGUGAUUUUAAAAUAGUUAGGUCAUGUGGUUCGGAAGGAUUUAAGCAUACAAGAAAAGGAACUAAUAUUGCAGCCCAAGCUACUGCAAUAACUAUAGGAACUAAAGCUCGUGAGCAAGGCUACAAGACUAUCAGAGUUAAAGUAAAGGGAUUGGGGCCCGGUAGAAUGUCUGCUAUCAAGGGUUUACAAAUGUCUGGUUUAGAAAUUAUUUCAAUUACCGAUGCUACUCCGGUUUCUUGGAAUCCACCUAGGCCUAGGAAGCCGAAGAGACUCUAAAGUUAUGUAUUGCUUUGUAUUUAGAUUAAUAAUAUACCUAAGUAAUUAUUAUUUUAUUUAUUUAAAUC
Phyllotreta striolata is the source of this 770-nucleotide messenger RNA. The record is from the annotation of a GenBank genome assembly. Lineage: Eukaryota; Metazoa; Arthropoda; Insecta; Coleoptera; Chrysomelidae.